Blepharisma stoltei is the source of this 8466-nucleotide messenger RNA. Lineage: Eukaryota; Ciliophora; Heterotrichea; Heterotrichida; Blepharismidae. The record is from the annotation of a GenBank genome assembly.
AUGCCGGAUAAACACAAGAAAAGCUGCAAGCAACCUGAAAAUGCAGCAAACAUUAGGACUAUCAACUUACUGAACAGCCAAGUUUCGAAGCAUUUAUCUCAAAGUAAUGCGAUUGUAACAGCUCAUUAUUCUCUAAUGAACUUCAUUCCCAAAACAAUAUUCGAGCAAUUUCGUCAGUUAUGGUACUUAUGGUAUUUAUUUGUUAUUAUUCUCGAAUUGUAUUUUAGUGGAUACACAAAGGACGCUAUUAUUGACUUGGUUCCUUUUUCUGCAAUCUUCAUUUUGAGAGUUCUUUCUGAUGGAUACAUUGACCUUAAAAGACACAGAUACGAUAAUGAGAUAAAUAACCUUGAGUUUAAAUCGCUCUCUACUGAGAAGAUUGAGACCAAAAAGAGCAAAAAUAUAUCUGUUGGCGAUGUCUUAUUGAUAAAUGGAAAUAGCAAAGCACCUGCAGAUUUAAUUGUUUUAUGCACCUGUGAAAAUAAGCAGGAAUUUCAUGUCGACAUGACAGAAAACAUAGGAGAAAUGCAGUUUGAUAUAAAAAAGCCUACAAAGGAAACUAGAUUUAUAUCAAGCUCAUUAGGGUUAUAUGAAACAAUGGACGAGCUCAGUAAAUGUAAUGCAACAAUAAGAAUUCCAGAAGAAAGGCCGGUCAAAUUUUCAGGGUCGAUAAAAUUGAGGUCAAACCCGAAAUCUACUCAAUUGCAGGAAUGUAACUAUAUAAAAAGUGGUGCAAAGAUUCUAAAUAUUGACUGGAUUUAUGCAGUUGUAAUAUACACAAAUGGUGACAUUAAAAAGAAUAAAAAGGUGAUUAGAAGACUAUCACUUUUAGAAACAAGGCUCAACAUUGUUGUUUUUUGGAUGAUUGCUAUAUCCCUUAUGCUGACUUUUUUAAGCUGUAUGAUUAAUAUAUUUGGCUUUAGCCUCAAGUUUGGAGACGAUAAUCUUCAUUUCACCAUCAACUCCAUACUUUUAUUCCAUAGACUUGUACCACCUUGCUUAUUUAUAUGUAUCAAGAUUUUUCAGUUGAUUUUUACUUUAAAAAUCUCCAAAAAAAUCCCAGGCAUAAAAUUCAAUACAUUUGAUGUCUGCGAAGAACUGGGGCAGAUAGAGUAUAUAAUUACUGACAAAACAGGUACAAUUACAUCGAAUAAUGUACUUUUACCUAUAUGUAUAUUAGAUGGUGAAACUUAUAUAAGGGAUCGGCUAAAAGAAACAGAGCAAUAUGAAGAAUCGACUAGUCAGAGAAUAAUGAACGUCAAGAAUUUCAGCACUUUUAGUGAUUUAAAGAUUGAACUUGCAGAGCAUAAGGAGACUUUUUCGCCAGCUUAUUAUUUUGUGAUGUGCAUGGCUGUUUGUAAUAUUUCAGGAGUUGUUGGACAGGAGGUGUCCAAUACUUUCUCAAUUGAAGAUCAUGCGAUGGCAGGAGCUAGCAAUGAACUUGGGGUUGAAGUAAUUUCAAGGUCAAAUAAAAAAAUAAAAUUGGACUAUUGGGGCACUGAAGUUGACCUUGAUAUUAUAAGCUCAAAAGGAUAUUCCAAUAAGCUUCAAAAAUCGAGAAUAAUGGUAAAGGACUCUUUUAAAGGCCAAAACAUUUUAUAUGUAAAAGGGAGAAAAGCAGAAAUGCUACGAUCUUUUACAGCUUCACAGUCAUUUCGGCACUAUAUGGAAAACAACGGCUAUGAAACACAGAUGUCUGGGAAGAAACUCAUUUUUGUCGGUUAUUGCACCUUUACUGACGUUGAAAUUGAAGAAUUUAAGUACUCUUAUAAAAUUGCUAAAGCCUCUCCUGUGAACAGCGAAGGGAAAAUUGAAGAUCUCUUCACUAAUUUAGAGUUAAAGCUGAAUUUCUUAGGUAUUAUUGGGCUUGAAGAUGAAGUCCAUGAAGAUACAAAAGAAGCAGUUUCUUUACUCUCUGAAGCUGGCAUCAAGUUUUGGAUGGUAAGUGGGGACAGCGAAGAGAACUCUAUAUGUACAGCAAUUUCUUCAAAAGUUAUUGACUCGAAUACAAAGAUCGUUAUGCUGAAUGAGCUUACAUCAGAGCUUGACUGUAGGCUCGAAAUGAUAAAUCUCAUUAAGACAACUUUUGCGAACGUGAAUUUACCAUUUAAUGAGGAGGUUAGUGAGGAAUCUAAGGAGAGUGCUGAUGACGAUGAUGCAGCCGAAGAAAUCAAUUUAUUUGCUACAGGGACAAACCAUUUGGAAAUCAGGAGAAUGAGACGCAUCCCGACAAUUGUUUCUCAUUUAGCCCACUCAAAAAAUGUGGAAAUGCCGACAUUCGAGCCUCCUGUAGGCUAGGAGGUUUUAUCCAAAUUAUGGUGUAUGGCAAUAGCAGAAAUUAGAUACAGUAGAAGAUUAAAAGACAGGCUAGAAAAGUAUUUGAUAAAAAACAGAUGUAUGAAAGAUAUACAACUAUUUCAAUUUAUAAUUAAUAGUAAUUUUAAGAAAAAAUAGUAAUAAUUACACAAACUCUGGAGCUUGAACUCUAGACGAAAUAAGAUAGAGAGGAAUUUUACAAGAUUCAUAAGCUAGGACAUUAAUAAAUUAUAAAUGGUAUGAACUUAUUGAAUUGACAACGUGCUCCAAAAAUAAUUAAUUUUUUUUGAAUAAAUGCCUGGAUAUACGCUUUUAUAACUCCAAGAGAUACUUUAUUGAAUUUCAGGGAUAGGACCUUUUAUAAUUCACAUUCUCACGGUACUGUUUAUUUCAAAAAUUUUGAAACAUAGUGUAUGACUUCUAAAUAUUGAUGAUGCCGAAUAGUUAUUCAAUAAAAUAAGUGCACAGAUUUCAUACAAAUAGAACAUAAAGUUUGCGGCAAUCUAACUUAAGAUAAGAUAGCCUUCACAAUAUUUGAGAUUAAAAAUGCAAAAUAAUAAUUAUAAGAAACUGCACUUAAUAAACUAUAUCAGGUUGAACUUUUGUAAAUUAUCAUCCAAAGCAUACAUUUUUUUUUUAACUGUGAAAGCAAUUUUGCAAUUUUUUUGUUUUUAUAGCUCGCAUUAUUGCACUCUUAAUCUAUUUAAAAUAGACUAAUAAGUGUAAUAUAAUAAUAUUGCGCACAUUACUAAAUACCCUCCCUCCUCUCCGUAAGCUAACAAGAUCUUUUGGCCGAUCAUGGAAGGGUUAAAAUUUUUUUAAAAAAUUUAUAUUUAAAAUUUAUAGACAAUUGUUUUUCGAAAUUUUAAAAAACUCCCACUACGCAAAAAUAGAAAGCGAAUACUAAUUUAAUUUGUAAAAUUUAUCUAUUAAAACUCAAUUUAUUUAAAAUUAAAUAGAAUUAGCUAGAGAUUUCAUUAUACUAAUUAUCACUUAUAAAUCAAAAAAAUUUUUCAAUAAAGAAUUUUUUAUUAUAAAUUUUUGUUUGCUCACGAGUGUGAGUUUUUGGGUUUAAAAAAAAAUUUUAACCCUUCCAUGAUCGGCCAAAAGAUCUUGUUAGCUUACGGAGAGGAGGGGGAGGGUAUUUAGUAAUGUGCGCAAUAUUAUUAUAUUACACUUAUUAGUCUAUUUUAAAUAGAUUAAGAGUGCAAUAAUGCGAGCUAUAAAAACAAAAAAAUUGCAAAAUUGCUUUCACAGUUAAAAAAAAAAUGUAUGCUUUGGAUGAUAAUUUACAAAAGUUCAACCUGAUAUAGUUUAUUAAGUGCAGUUUCUUAUAAUUAUUAUUUUGCAUUUUUAAUCUCAAAUAUUGUGAAGGCUAUCUUAUCUUAAGUUAGAUUGCCCGCAAAACUUAUGUUCUAUUUGUAUGAAAUCUGUGCACUUAUUUAUUGAAUAACUAUUCGGCAUCAUCAAUAUUUAGAAGUCAUACACUAUGUUUCAAAAUUUUUGAAAUAAACAGUACCGUGAGAAUGUGAAUUAUAUAAAGGUCCUAUCCCUGAAAUUCAAUAAAGUAUCUCUUGGAGUUAUAAAAGCGUAUAUCCAGGCAUUUAUUCAAAAAAAAUUAAUUAUUUUUGGAGCACGUUGUCAAUUCAAUAAGUUCAUACCAUUUAUAAUUUUUAUUAAUGUCCUAGCUUAUGAAUCUUGUAAAAUUCCUCUCUAUCUUAUUUCGUCUAGAGUUCAAGCUCCAGAGUUUGUGUAAUUAUUACUAUUUUUUCUUAAAUUUACUAUUAAUUAUAAAUUGAAAUAGUUGUAUAUCUUUCAUACAUCUGUUUUUUUAUCAAAUACUUUUCUAGCCUGUCUUUUAAUCUUCUACUGUAUCUAAUUUCUGCUAUUGCCAUACACCAUAAUUUGGAUAAAACCUCCUAGCCCCUCCUGUAUGUGAGUUCACUGAUUUUUCUCUUUGUGUUGAUAGAUCAGGGCUAGAAUAUGGCCUACAAUCAGAAGAAAACAGAAAAUAUUUUGCUAUUUUAUUGUGUGCAGCUAAAAGUGUCUGCUUUUAUUCUCUGCUACCAGAAGACAAAACUAAAAUCGCAGGAUUUUUGAGAUACAAUUUCUCAUAUAGUCCUUUAUUUCUUGCAAUAGGUGAUGGAAAAAGCGACUUAGGAAUGAUCCAGUCUGCCCAUGUCGGUAUUGGUUUAGAAAAUUCUAAUUUUUCACAUUUACCUCAUAUUUCUAUCUCAAAAUUUUCUCAAAUUAAAGAACUUGUGCUGUUUCAAGGGCACUGGAAUUAUGCAAAAAUAUCGAAUGUAGUGCUCAUGAUCUUUUUUAAAAAUUUUCUGCUGGUGCUGAUACUCUUUUUUCAUUGCAACGCAUCUAAGUCAUAUGGAGGGAGCCUUUUUGAGCCUGAAAUGGUGGCAAUUUAUCUAUUUUUAUUUAUAAUGCUUCCAACUGUUACAGUUGGAAUUUUUGAUGAGGAUUUGGAACGAUGGCAAAUUUUAAAGAACCCUCAAGUGUAUAGCAUUUACAGACAGAACCUUUUAUUAAAUUAUUGGUCCUUUUUGUGGAUAUUUCUGAUGGCUCUUUUUCAAGCCUUGAUUAUUUAUUUUCCAAUGUAUUUGAUUAGGACCACUGAUGAUCAAGGAUUCACUUUAAGUUUGGCUUGUAUGGAAUGGGUUUUAUAUUUUUCAAUGGUUGGAGGAUCUCUGCUGUAUGUCCUUGUGGAAACUCGAUCAUUACAUAAAUGGACUCUUCUUUCAUAUCUGAUUUCGGUUAUUUCAUUAGUAGUUUAUAGCAUUGUAUUAUCAAAUUAUGAUGAUUACGACAACUACGGAUAUUUGGAUGUGAUAAAUGGGUCCCCAGUUUUCUUUCUAUACAUUUUAUUGACCUUGAUGGCUUGCUUUGUGAUAAUUUAUGUAAGGAAAACGUUCCGCUCAUUAUUCGUCCCAAUCUUGACAGAUUUUAUCCAGUCGCUCAAAGAUUUUGAUCUUAUAAUAAAGCUCAAGUCCAAAGCUGAGAUCUUCAAAGACAACUUAGAUGCAAUUUACAAGAAAACUAAGUAUAUCAAUCAAAGCACCAGCACCUUUGAAAUGAGCAAAUGGACGCUAAAAUUUAUUUCUAAAACUCGAGAAGCUGAGUACAUGGAUGAAAAGAAAAAAGUAAGCUCGAAGACCUUAAGAGUGCCUUGGCUCUUACUAUUUGUAUUAAUAAUUGGCUUCUUGAUAGACUCAUACUUUAAGACUCCAGACCAAAGAGCUUAUUUAUCAUUUAUGUGUAUUUCAAUUUUCAUCUAUUGCAUUCUAAUUACUGUUGUCUUCUCAAGCUAUUACGAGAAAUACUACAAAUGCAUUAUUAUUAUCAUAAGAACUUACACAACAGUGAUAGUUAUACUAUUAGAGCUCGUAUUUGAGAUAUUUGAUCCAAUUGUUUAUACCAACAUUUCUCCCUUAUUUACAAUAGGAACGAGUUUUUUCUGGUUUGAAAUGAUUGUAAUGUCAUCUAUCAGUGUCCCAAUCUUGACGAUUGUGCAGAUUUAUGCAUUUAUUAUAGAAUACUCAGUUGAUAUUGGCCUGAUCUAUGCAAUUGAAUUUAUGACCAUCUUAAUAUCCAUUGUGCUACAAGCUGCAGUCAUUGGCUAUUUCACGGAGAAAUCAAACAGAAAACGGUAUGUGCUCAUGAAAAAAGUGGAAAUUGAAGUUGAGAAAUCACAGCAGGUUUUAGAUGUCGUACUUCCAGCCUUCGUCAGGAAAAGGGUGAAAGAUGGGAUAAGGUAUAUUGCAGAAGAUCAAGGAGUCGUUACUGUGCUCUUUUGUGAGAUUUGCCAGUUUGAAGAAAUUAUUUCUGCAUUCCCUCAGUCAGAAGUAUCAUAUUUUAUCGAUGAUAUCUAUAAAAAGUUUGAUAUGGUAUGCGAAUCAACAGGAGUUGCCAAAAUAGAAACUGUGGGAAAGGUUUAUAUGGCUUGUGCAGGCCUUACUGACAGUGAUGCUGAAAUGUCAGCUUCUUUUAAUACUGUGCAUCAUUCAAGAAGGGCAAUUGAAAUGGGUUUGGGAAUUCUUGGAGUUAUCAAACAAAUAAGGUUGAGAAAGCCUUUGCAGGUAAAAAUUGGAAUUCAUACUGGACCAGUUGUAGCUGGAAUUGUUGGCUUCCAUAAGCCUCAGUUUUCUUUAGUAGGAGAUACUGUAAAUACUGCCAGUAGAAUGUCGACGACAAUUGAAACCCCAAACUCAAUACAAAUUUCUGAAGACACUUAUUCAUAUUUAGACGACAAGUCUGGGCUCUAUUUUACGAAGAAAUUGAUUGAAGUCAAAGGAAAAGGCACGAUGAGGACUUUUCUUGUCAAAUCAGAUGAGCUUAAUGAUAUUAAAUCAGGGAGAAGAAGAACUCAAGGGCCAGCACCUCUACCAAAUGAAUUAAAAAGACUCAAUACAAACUCAUACAACAUGGCUAAAAACCUAUUCCUUACUAACGAGUUAUCUCCGAUCGUGCCAACAUCAGGCAGAAAAUCAUCAUUUCAUGACUCGGAAUUUGUUGAUGAUACUGAUUAUGGAAUAAUUUCAGCGAAGUUAUCAUCAGAAUCUCCAGAGCCUAUCAAGAUUACAUCAUUUAUUUUCUCCUACAGCUCAAAAGAAGCAGCUCUCAGGUCUCAGAUGUUAGAAACUAAUUACCCAAUAUUGGUGCGAAGCUUUCUGGUAUUGUUGUUCUGCAAUUUAACUAUGACAGCAUUAAGCAUUGCUGAACUAUUUAUAGACGACCAUGACGUUAAAUACAAAUUCUUGGACAUUUUCUUUUACUUUGCCAUGUUUUUGGCUUAUGGAACUCUUUUAUUCUUGUUCAAGAAUAAUUACGAAAAUGAUUAAUUAAAUCUUAAGGUGUCUAACGUCACACUCCCUAAUAAAGGGACUGAGCUAAAUUGGUGUCUUCAUGGGCAUUUUUGUAACCCUUUGGUCAAACUAUCUCAAAUAAAGCGCUAACAAAUCUAACUCACGUUUAACCCUGAGGUUAUUGAGUGCACUCGGAGCAGUAUAUUAGCCCUAUGUGACCAGAAGUCUCUAUGUAAAGCCAAACUCUGUUAUAAAAUUCCAUGAGGUAGAGAAAAUUGGCAGAGGUAAUUUCAGUCAUUGAAUGCUUUUAUUUAUAUUCAAGAAUAAUUAUAAGUCCCUUACAUUUGCUUGGGUUUUGAGAUUUACAUAUUCUUUAUCAAUGAUCUGGACAAUCCUUAUAAACAUCCUUCAGGAUGACUCCAAAAUAGAAAUAAUAAAAGAAGCUUAUGUGCUCUUCAUGACUCUUAUUUCAAGCCAAUGCGUCUGCAAUUUCUUCAAAAACACUUUCCUAUUCACUGCCUUUAUUUCAGCAUUUCACGCAGCAGCUUUGCUAAUAAUAGAUCCCUACUAUAUUAGCCACCAUGUCUUCUUUUCCAUAUUUUUCACAAUAAUUUGCUUACUUAUUGCCUAUUUUCGAGAGCGAGACUUAAGGAUAUUUUUUGCCUCAGAAGAAUACUCCAAAAAGGAGCUAAAGAAAACGGAAGAUUUAUUGACUCAGAUGAUGCCUCCCCAUGUAUAUCAUAACUUAAAAGAAGAAGUCGCGAAUACGGACUCUUUUAACGAAGUCACAAUUUUAUAUGCAGAUAUUGCAGGCUUUACUCUGUGGUCUUCUUACCACAACGCAAAAGAAGUCGUUGGGAUGCUUUCGGAGCUUUAUACAAGAUUUGAUAGAAAAUGCGUCGAAAACAAUGUAUAUAAAGUGCACACAAUAGGUGACUGCUAUGUGGCUAUUGGGUUUUUAGGUACAGAAGAGAGAGAUCCAGGCGAAGAAUGCUUGAAUAUUAUCAAUUUCGCUAAUUCUUUGAACGAAAUUAUCAGUGCAAUAAAUCAGGAACUUUUUUUAAACUUAGGCAUGAGAAUAGGCAUCCAUACAGGGAACAUCAUUGGUGGGAUUGCUGGGACAAGCAUUGUGAGGUAUGACAUUUAUGGAGACGACGUGCUUAUUGCCAACAAAAUGGAAAGCAGCGGAGUUGCAGGCUCAAUCAACGUGAGCGAAGCCACCAAAAACUUAAUAGAAAGCUAUAAGCCAGGAAUGUUUACUUUCAAUUCCCACAAGGCAGUGGAAAUUGAGUCAAUCAACCGCACUGUCAACUCUUUCCUGAUUGUCAAAAAUUAG